This is a messenger RNA of Hirsutella rhossiliensis, 420 nucleotides long. Its product is annotated as reverse transcriptase (RNA-dependent DNA polymerase) domain-containing protein. The record is from RefSeq and is a predicted model, not a curated record. Lineage: Eukaryota; Fungi; Ascomycota; Sordariomycetes; Hypocreales; Ophiocordycipitaceae. The transcript has a single exon. Bases 1 to 420 code for a protein of 139 amino acids.
AUGUCUUUCCGGACCCUCAUGGCCAUUGCCGCCGAGUAUGACCUCGAGCUUGAUCAGAUGGAUGCCGUCAACGCAUUCGUCAAUUGCCCUCUUGAAGAAGAAGAAGUCGUCUUUAUGAGGAUGCCGCCAGGCUUCCAGAAACCCGGGAAGGUGCUACGGCUUCGGAAAGCUCUCUACGGCCUACGCCGAUCCCCUCUUCUUUGGCAACAGCAUCUCACAGACUCCCUCGAAGAGCUGGGGUUCAAGAAAGUCCCUCAAGAACCCUGUGUGAUGAUGAAGGGUGCCGUGACCGUCUUUUUCUACGUGGACGACAUUAUCUGGGCCUACCGAAAGGAAGAUGAAGGCUUAGCUAAGGAAGCCAUACAAAGGCUCGAAGAACGCUAUAAAAUGAGCUUCCUAGGGAACCUAAAUGGUUUCUAG